GUCCUGUCAGGCGAAGACCAGGGAUUACUAGCACAGAAGCCUUUAGCGCGGGAGAUCUCUUCCUGCUUCCUGUAUGCGGCGUUCAGGCUGAGAGCAUCACGGACUGGUGGUGAGACCAUGGAGGAGCUUCAGCAGCCUCGUCUUCCCAACAACGGCAUCACUCAGAAAAGAGAAGACUACUUGGAAUGGCCAGAGUACUUCAUGGCUGUAGCCUUUCUGUCAGCCCAAAGGAGCAAAGACCCAAGCUCACAGGUGGGAGCAUGUAUAGUGAACCAGGAGAAUAAGAUAGUUGGCAUCGGUUACAAUGGGAUGCCCAAUGGCUGUGAUGAUGACUUGCUCCCUUGGUCUCGGUCUGCUGAUGAUCCCCUUGACACCAAAUACCCUUACGUGUGCCAUGCAGAGCUGAAUGCCAUUAUGAACAAGAACAGUGCAGAUGUAAAAGGCUGCAUCAUGUACGUGGCUUUGUUCCCCUGCAACGAAUGUGCCAAGCUCAUCAUCCAGGCAGGUCUUAAGGAAGUGGUGUAUCUUUCUGACAAGUAUCAUGACACACCUGAGAUGACUGCAUCCAGAAGGCUGCUCAACUUGGCAGGGAUACAGUACAGGCAAUUCAAGCCCAAGAGGACUGAGAUUGUCAUUGAUUUUAAUUCCAUUAACCACCCUGGAAUGCUGAACCGUGCGACCAAAUGAAAAUGCGAAAGACUCACCUUGGGGAGCCACGGGAUGAGGCGGGGAGGCAGAGGAGGAAUGACGAGAUUGAAAGGGACUUUGAUGCCUCUUUUCUGUAGGUCUUCUUGCCCCCUGCUUUGUCUAAAGGAAAACUCAAGGAUACCUCGACUUUGCCGUCUUUUGAUAUUUUGAUUAACCGGAUAUUCAAGAUAGUUUCAUUUGACGCUUCGCCCUUUGUGGCUGACUGUAGCAGAAGGUCUUUCUUUGCUGCUUCCACUUUUUUUCUUUCAAAACUCCCUUUGGGUUUAGGAAUACACAAGGCCUCUGAACAAACUGUCUUGAGUGUUUGAUUUAAAAUGUUUUGUGUUGUGAAUCUGAUUUUUUCAUGGCUGUCUGCACAGGGGAAAACCAGAAUUCUUUUUUUUCCCUCUCUUUCAAACAAGGUUCCAUACUGAUAUAGGGAACCUUGAUAUUCCGAUUGCUUGGCCAUUCUUCACAUUCACAGUGGAAGCUGUCCACGAAGUCAGUCAGUGGUAUACUGAGAGCUGCUGUCAUUAGUUUCGGCCUCCGACAAAUGUGUUAACACUAAGGGUUUCAGGGGCUAGCAGCUCUGUGUACAUGAAUGUUUUAUGGGAGCACUGUAAAGGAUGGCCAGGCUUCCUAAUCCUCCAACGUGAUGUUCAUUUUACUUGUACUGGACAUAAUUGUUUUUAAUGCAGAUUAGUUGUAUCCUGCUAAAACUGAUCAGGGUUCCUCUGUAUAUCAUUUACUGCAGCUUAAUACUAAUUUGCAUUAAGUUAUCACAAGCUUUUUGCAAACCUGUUUGCAAAAAGUGGCCUUGUCAAAUUCAGACAGUUUUACUGUCCUUUUAUGUUACAUUUUACUUUACUAAUUGAAAUCUACUCUGUAUUGCUUUCAGGAAUGCAUGACUGCAAUAUGUGAGGCAUCAAAAGCAAGGAUGUUUAAAUGCACAGUUUUUUUUAUUAGUGUCAUGAUACCAAAGCGUGUUCAUGUAUGUGUGGAUGAUUCAGUUACAUUAUCUUUGAACAGUAGUUGUUGCUGAAAACAGUAGAUCCUUGUGCUGUUCCAUUGUCUGACACACUAUUCCAUCAAGUCUGUCUUCAUAUCACCUUUCCUUUAAUUGUGUCCACUGUUAGUACCGUUAAAGUCAAUAAAACUGGGAAUGCAUGCU
Messenger RNA from Amphiprion ocellaris (clown anemonefish), 1858 nucleotides. RefSeq names its product dCMP deaminase (gene dctd). The record is from RefSeq and is a predicted model, not a curated record. The transcript has 6 exons. Gene Ontology annotation, cellular component: cytoplasm. Lineage: Eukaryota; Metazoa; Chordata; Actinopteri; Pomacentridae. Gene Ontology annotation, molecular function: dCMP deaminase activity; zinc ion binding. Gene Ontology annotation, biological process: dUMP biosynthetic process; dTMP biosynthetic process. The coding region runs from base 118 to 687 and encodes 189 amino acids.